Messenger RNA from Fulmarus glacialis (Northern fulmar), 2879 nucleotides. RefSeq names its product microtubule-associated protein 7 (gene MAP7). Gene Ontology annotation, cellular component: microtubule cytoskeleton. NCBI's taxonomy places the organism in Eukaryota, Metazoa, Chordata, Aves, Procellariiformes, Procellariidae. The transcript is spliced from 14 exons. Gene Ontology annotation, biological process: microtubule cytoskeleton organization. The record is from RefSeq and is a predicted model, not a curated record. The coding region runs from base 115 to 1965 and encodes 616 amino acids.
UAGUAGGCAGCACAUAAGCUUGAACACAACUCCAGGAGGCCUGCUAGGUUUUGUCCGUGUGGAUGGUAGCAGGGUUUGAUGAGAAGAUUAAGUUAAAAACCCAAUAGUAUCCAAAUGUAUUAUCCUGUUGUACUUAAGGAACGACAUGAAGCUGUUGUACGUCGCACAAUUGAAAGAAGCCAGAAGCCAAAACAAAAGCAAAACAGGUGGUCCUGGGGAGGAGCACUACAUAACCGCAUUAAUAACACAGAUCCAGACAGGCGGUCUGUUUCAACAAUGAACCUUUCGAAACAUGUUGAUCCAGUCAUUAACAAGCGGCUCUCCUCCUCAUCUGCAACAUUACUAAAUUCUCCAGACAGAGCUCGUCGUCUACAGCUCAGUCCAUGGGAGAGCAGCAUUGUAACCAGGCUUCUGACGCCCACUCACUCAUUCCUGGCCCGAAGUAAAAGCACAGCUGCAUUGUCUGGAGAUGCAGCAUCUUGCAGUCCCAUCAGUCCUCUGUCCUACAAGACCAUGAACUGUAGGAAUCCAGGAGACCGAGCAAAACUGUAUGCCUCUACUGAUGCUGUUGGACGUAGGAGAACAACACAUCUUGCAGGGACUGACAAAAAAGAAAAGGAGAGAGACCAUUUGUCAUCCAGCUUCUCAGCCAGCUUUAAAGGAGGUCAUUUUUCUUCCAACCCCAAAGCUAGAUCACCAGCUCCCUCUCCAGUUUGGCAUGCGUCAAAGUCUUUGCCUUUUUUGCCUGGCACACCCAAGCAGAUAACUUCUCCACCUGGUUCCUCCAAAGUUUCCUCUGCUCAGGCACGUCCUCCUUCUCCUGGCAACAUCCGGCCAGUCAAAAAAGAGGUCAAACCAGAGAGUAAGAAGAAAAGACCAGAAAAGGAGGCUGAAAAGGCCAAUGAGGAGAGGACACAAGAGAAUAAAGGAACUUCAGCAGGUACUGGAGAAUCUGCAAGUCAGGAAGAGCUUGCUGUCCAGACAGAGCUCACUCAAGCAGCCAGCCCAUCCCUACCUCCUGCUCCACCAGCUCUUUCUCCACCCCCAGCCCCCACAAAGACCUCUGCAGGUACAACUGACCCUGAAGAAGCAACAAGGCUACUGACUGAGAAGAGGCGCCUUGCCCGUGAGCAGCGGGAACGGGAGGAGCAAGAAAGGAGGGAGAGAGAAGAGCUUGAAAGGCAAAAGAAGGAGGAGCUGUCGCAGAAGAUAGCUGAAGAAAGAGCUCGCCGAGAAGAAGCAGCAGCUCGCAGACAGGAAGCAGAAAAAAACCAAAAGGAUGCAGAGGAGGAGCGGGAAAAGGAAGAACGGCUGCACCGACAGGCAGAAGAGAGACAACAGAAGGAGAAAGAAGAGAUGGAGCGCAUUCAGAAACAAAAAGAAGAGGAAGCUCGUCUACGGGAAGAGGCAGAGCGGAUUCGAUUAGAACGUGAAAAGCAUUUCCAAAGAGAAGAGCAAGAGCGCUUGGAAAGGAAGAAGAGGCUUGAGGAGAUCAUGAAGAGAACUAGGCGUGUAGAAGCUGUAGAUAAGAAACCCAAUGACCAGCAAAAUGGACAUAUAGCAAAGGCAAAUAUUACUGGAGAAGCAGUCAUAACAAGUCCUGCAUCUCCCGUGGAACCUGCAGGAGGACCUCAGCUUCAGCAUGCAACGCAAUCUCCGCACAACGGGAAACCCAUCACCUGCACGCGUGUGAUUGUUUCACAUCAACCCCUUGUGAAUAUGGACAGCAAUCUCAAUCCAGAGAAAAAUGCAAACGAAAAUGGAAUGUCUAUGCAGAAUGAUAACUUUGAAGAGAUCAUAAACCUGCCUGUUGGUUCUAAACCAUCCCGGCUGGAUGCCAUGAACAAUGACGGAAGCAAUAGUCCUGAAAUUCCUUUGAAUCCAAUUCUAGCCUUUGAAGAUAAGGGGACUCUUUUGCCUCAGGUAGAUAGUGUUCAAACACAUCAAACAGCAGAAGUGAUCUGAUUGUUUCUUCUGAAGAACCAAAGGUGAUAUGAGCAUCUCUGCAAUCAGUGGAGUUUCUUCCAUGCUAUGAAGGAGCGUUUUAUUUUUUUCUCUCCAGUUUUUUAAAGAUUCCUUGAAUAUCUUUUUUGGAAGGACUUUAGUAAAACCAGCAGAAGAAAUGAUGGGAAUAGACUUGGAUCACCUUUCUAAUAGCUUUCAUCACUAGAAAAAUCAUGCUUCACGUGCAUUACUUAAUUCGGCUUUUUCCAACAAGCUUUUUCUGUUAGUAAAUGGAUAUUUCUGCAUUCCUUAAGACACAAGACACUGGAAUCUGAAGGCAAUGGGCUGAUUUGGGUGGUGGGACUGAUUCUUUUUUUUAGAAGGUGGGUGUUGGUUUAAAAGGCGUAAUUGUAAAAUUGGCAAAGAAUCUUUUACACUUCGUUCUAAUACUUGAAAAAUAAAUACCUCAUUGCUCUACAAGUAGAGUUAAUGGGGUGUUUUAUUUAAACCUGUUGGUUUAAAUACUAUUGCAGAGAACUCUAAUUAUGGGGGCAAAGUAUAGGCUUCUGUAUCAGGUUCUUGUAAAUGUAAUUCCUACAGGGACAUUCUGUAAAAUGAGACGUCUCUAUGAUCUUCUUGCAUUUUCUCUAAAAAAACAAGGCAGGUUUUAAAAUGUGAACAUUUGAAAGCGUUAUUUUUUCAUGGACAAGAGGAAAACCUAUUGUUCUCCUAGAUGAUGUAUUUAUGAAUUUUGUUCAGUACAGAAAUAAAUCAUUUAAUUGAAUAAAUUAGAAAAAUGUGGUAAAACGAUACUGCAAACUUGAUUUUUUUUUUUAGUUACAUCCAUGUUCACUAUACUAUAAAAGAUGCGUAUGCAUACGCGCACACACACAAGGAAGUACCUUGUUCCGAGUCCUGUAAAUUGCUGCUGUUCC